AAAAGUUUUCAUUAAAAUUAAAAUAAGACUUGACCUAAAGGUCUUAGUCUACUAGGUCAUAAAAUCCCAUAAAAAAAGGGAAUGUGUAUGGAGCAUAGAUUAGACACAUUACAAAAAUAAAAAGAAAAUUGAGUGUAAAUACCUCCUAAUAAGAAACGCAUUUUUUGAAUUGUGUAUCAAAUAAAAGAAGAAAAAUAAUGAGUUUAGUAAUUAAACAAGGAAACUGUUGUUUAAUAGAUCACUGGGAAUUUAUAGCUAAAUUAUAUAAGGAUGUUUUAUUUGAAGAAAAUUACCAAUCGUAUACGUUAUCAGCCAAACUCUUUUCGAUUACUUCUGAAGUUCGUACUAGGAAACGAAAAAAAGUUUACGAGGAAUUAAGUAUAGAGACUUCCAAGAUUAAAAGAAUGUAUGAAGAAUUUAUAGCAAAAGUGCCAAAUUCGAUAAAAGAGAGAAUUUCACAAAAAUACAAUAUUUUGGAUACAUCGUCAGUAAGAGACUUUUCGGCAUCAUUAUUUCAGUCAACAAUUUUUGAUCAUCACAGUAUAAACGGUGGUAGCACGUCCGACAUACCGUUAAAAUGUAAAAUACAAAAUGAAUACUUUCUGAUACCACCAAAUUCAAGGUUUUAUUAUGGCUCUGUAAAUGAAGAAUGUCAUAAACUUGACAGUGGUAUAUUUGAUCUUGUGAUCGCUGAUCCUCCAUGGUGGAAUAGAUAUAUCAGAAGAUUGAAAAAUGCCAAUGAACAGCUAAGUUACGAGAUGAUGUACAAUGAGGACAUAGCAGCGAUACCGUUGUCAAAUCUUUUAUCAUCGAAUUGUCUCGUGGCCGUCUGGUGUACGAAUUCCCCUGCAAACAUACAGGCGGUCAAGAACUUGAUAUUCCGCAACUGGGGCGUGCGGUACGUCGCCUCGUGGCACUGGUUGAAGGUGGCGGUGGACCUGUCGCCAAUCUGCCCCUUCGGAACGGGCUCCACGAAACAGCCCUACGAAAUGCUGAUCAUAGGUAAAGUCGGUAGCGUUGCACCCAUACCGGACGGUCAGUUAAUAGUCAGCAUUCCGAGCGCCCUGCAUUCUCACAAACCUCCGUUGUUGGAUCUGCUCAAGCCGUACAUAAACAAGGAGCAGCCGCGGAUAUUAGAAUUAUUCGCGCGAUACUUGUUACCGAACACGACGAGCGUCGGUUACGAGCCGUUGAAAUGGCAACACAUAUCCUUGUACGAGACGGUGGACAUGUAAAUGCAUUCAUAUUUACAAUCUCGGAGUGAAGGAGAGAUGGAAAGAGUUUGGAGGAAUCGACGAAAGAGAAGAUAUUUGAAGAAAGAGAAGAAAGAAGAAAGAGAAUUGUUCGGGAGACCAACGGUCCGGAUACUGUGAUUUGAAACUUAUACAUAUUAUGCAAACUAAUUUUAGAAGACUGUCGCGAUUCUGGCUUCUGUCAUAUAUCUUCUGUUUAACGAUGGUCACUGCUACAUAUUAGACUAUUUUAGGCGUCUGUUCGUAACAUGUUUUUUCUAUUGCCCUUGUAGGCAGACGAGUAUACGGCCCACCUGAUGGUGAGUGGUCACCGUCGCCCAUAGACUUCAGCAAUGCCAGGUGCAGAACCAAGCCGCUGCCUACCCUUAAGUACUUUCCACAAGCCUCGUUUGAAGAAGGACAUGUCAUAGCGCUCGGGGAACACCGUGGAGGGGAGUUCAUUCCAAAAGCCGGUACAAAUAAAUAAAUUACGCACAAAAUUUUAUAAAUAAAAGUUUAUUGUAUAUUGUAGUAUUAUCGCAUAGCUGUAUGAAAUUAGAUUAGUUUAAAUAAAUAAAUAUAUAAAUAAGGAAAAUUAACUCUUCCCGUUAACGACAAUCUCGGUUUUCUUGGUCUUUUUCGGGUAUCCGUCGGGAUUCAUUGUCUGCCAUCGCCAGAAAUCCGUACCUUUAGAAGACAUGAACGUGAAUGAACAAAAAUUUCACCAACGUACUGUUGUACGAAGAUAUAAAAUAUAAUUAAUUUAUAUAUAUAUAUAAAUGAAUUGCUGUUCGUUAGUCUCGGUAAAACUCGAGAACGGCUGGACCGAUUUGGCUAAUUUUGGUCUUGAAUUAUUUGUGGAAGUCCAGAGAUGGUUUAAAAGGUAGAUUAAUAUGAAAAUGCUGAAUUAAAUAAAAAUAACAAUUUUGUUUUCCCUUUGAUGUGUCCUCCGUCGGACGGAUUCCUUUUGUUUUUUAAGUUUAUUUUAUACAGAAGUUUAGGUCUUUUGUUUAUCAAUUGAGGCACUAUGAAGUCUGCCGGGUCAGCUAGUAUAAAAAUAAAAUCAUUAUCAUUUUUUUUUUCAUUAAUCAAUGGAAGACGUUGUUCAGAUUGGAUAAACAUUCAAAACGCAAAAUUUGGUUUUGUCGAGUAAUUGUCGCCUAUCGAUAUGCUUCUGUCCAACUGAUUUAUUAUGUUCUAAUUAAAUUGAAACUGACCAUUCGAAGGUGCUGACGGAUUUUGCUUAGUUCAGUACUUUUACAUACCUUGCAUAAUAUGUACUUUUGUAAUAAUAUGAAUGAAUGAGUGAAUGGUUUUUUUUCUUAUUAUUAUAUCUUUAUAUAAAUAAUUCUACUAUACGUGUGUAUAUCACUGAACUCCUAAACGGCUGCACCAAUUUGAAUGAUUUUUUUGUAUGCGUUUGGGUGGCGCCUUAGAUGGUUUAGAAUUUAGAUUAACAAAUCAGCCGAUCAGAUGGCGCUGCAGUCGAUAUCUAGGUUAUUUAUCUAUACUGCAACUAAACGGCUGGAUCGACUUGAAUGAUUUUUUUCAUGAGAACGUCUGUCGGGUCCGUCAGUGUAUUUAUAUAUUUUAAUGUGUAUUUUUGUGUAUAUCUACUGACACAGCCGAACUCAAUGUAUACUUAUGACAUAUACAUCGCACAGUGAAUUCUAAUACGGCUCUCCUUAUUGUUAGACUGGAGAGUCAGAAUAGAACCUAGCGAGUUCACACUAUACUAGUUUUAUGAACUUUUAUAUUUAGUAAUUGAAAAUUUCGAUGACUCUUUGUAAGGUUUUUUUUCCUUUAGAAGCGGUUGUCUACCUGUCUGUCCGAUAUAUUAUUUUAUAAAACCUUCGAUUGAUAUUAAAAUAGAACGAUAUUCUACGUU
Molecule: messenger RNA, 3120 nt
Organism: Bombyx mori (domestic silkworm)
Lineage: Eukaryota; Metazoa; Arthropoda; Insecta; Lepidoptera; Bombycidae
Gene: Mettl4
Product: N(6)-adenine-specific methyltransferase METTL4
Exons: 6
Coding region: 198-1235 (345 amino acids)
Biological process (GO): methylation
Cellular component (GO): nucleus
Molecular function (GO): methyltransferase activity; nucleic acid binding
Source: RefSeq, a predicted model, not a curated record